This is a messenger RNA of Papaver somniferum (opium poppy), 3021 nucleotides long. Its product is annotated as protein FAR1-RELATED SEQUENCE 5-like. Lineage: Eukaryota; Viridiplantae; Streptophyta; Magnoliopsida; Ranunculales; Papaveraceae. The transcript is spliced from 3 exons. Bases 480 to 2009 code for a protein of 509 amino acids. The record is from RefSeq and is a predicted model, not a curated record. Gene Ontology annotation, biological process: regulation of DNA-templated transcription.
UUGAUUUUUUUCUCUCUCACGUCUCUCGGUCUUCCCUCUCUUUAGAAACUAACACAUUCAACUUUCCCUUUCAGAUAAUCGAUUAUGGACGAGACUGAUUUGAAUCAAAACUCAACUUCAUUUUUAGAUCUUGAUUGUCAAAGGGAAAUGCAUACAAUUGGUGAAAAUGAUGAUAAUGAUAUUGGGUGUAAGGGUGUGCCGUGUUUUAAUGAAAUUCCAUUAGAAAAUGGCAAACCAUACGUUGGUUUGGAGUUCUCUUGUAUUGAAGAUGCUGAUAUGUUCUACAAAGAAUAUGGGAGAAGUAAAGGAUUUUCGACAUGUAAGCGAUCAUCUUAUGCAACUGCACGAGAGGAGGUAUAAGUAGAGCAAUAUUUGUUUGCAGUUGUGAAGGAAUCUACGGAAACAAUUCAAACAAUGAUGAUUUCCAUGAUGAGGUCGAGCCCGAGGUGGAGAAGAGAAAAAAGAGGAGUUCUUCCACCAUGAGAACAGAUUGUAAGGCUAUGAUGCGUAUAGCUUUGGAUAUAAAACGCAAGAUGUGGUAUGUUAAUACAUUUGUACAUGAGCAUAAUCACGAAAUGGUCUCUCCUAAAAAGCGAGCCCUCAUGAGGUCAAACAAGUAUAUGCCGCUUGAAGCUAAAAGCAUGGCAGAGGCAUUUAACAAAAAUAGACUCCCAGUUGGUAAGGUUGUGUCGUUGUUUGGGCAAACUGAAAAUACUACAUUCAUUCCUAGGGAUGUAUAUAAUCAUUUGAGGACGGUUAGAAAAUCUUUAUUAGAUGUUGGAGAUGCAGAAGCUGUGGUUAAAUAUUUUAGAAAACGAAUAAUUGAAAACUCGAGUUUUUAUUAUGCAGUACAGGUGGAUGGAGAAGGAAGGGCAGCAAAUUUAUUUUGGGUGGAUGCCCGUUCACGAAUGGCUUAUAUCCGCUUUGGAGAUGUUGUAACCUUUGACACAACAUACAAGACCAACAAAUAUAGUAUGCCCUUUGCGCCUUUCACAGGUAAAAACCAUCAUCACCAGUCUAUUACCUUUGGAUUUGCAUUACUAGGAGAUGAGACUGAACCAACAUUUAUAUGGUUGUUUAAGACAUGGCUUGAAGCAAUGGGAGGUACUCCUCCAGUUUCUAUACUUACUGAUCAAGAUCAGGCCAUGACAAAUGCAGUUGCAACGGUAUUCCCUGGAACCCGCCAUCGUUUUUGUUUAUGGCACAUUAAGAAAAAAUUUGGUGAGAAGUUAAGUCAUGUACUUUUUAAGAAAUCAAAGUUUAAACGAACAGUUAAAGCGGUCAUUCGAAACACAUAUACAGUUGAGGAUUUUGUAAACCAAUGGCAGUCUAUGCUAGUAGAGUUUAGUUUAACUGAGAACGAAUGGCUUAAAGACUUGUAUGAUAUACGUGAGAAAUGGAUACCGGUUUACAAUAGAAGUGUUCUUUUUUUUGCGGGAAUGAAUACAACUCAGAGAAGUGAAAGUAUAAAUUCAUUUUUUGAUCAUUAUGUGAACUCUAAAACAUCUCUUCGAGAAUUUGCCGAAAGUUGUGACCAGGCAUUCGAAAGAAUGUAUGUUAGAGAACGAGAAGAAGACUACAAGUCCAUUCAUACGAAGCGUAUAUUUGCUUCGCAAGAUCUGUUGGUACGGCAUGCAUCUAAAAUAUUCACUCGUGUUAUCUUUAAUAAAGUUCAUGCCGAGUUUAACGCAUCAUUGAGGUAUCGAUCAAAAAUAGUUGAGGUUGAUGGUGAUGAACACUCUUAUACAGUUUAUUGGAAAGUAGGGGAUACUGUUGAACAAUUUCCGGUAAAGAUUAAUGAGGUGACAAAAAAAGGUACAUGUGGUCGCCAAAAUUUUGAGUUUAAGGGAAUACCAUGCAGACAUUUGCAUCAUAUUUUAGUAUCUCGUCUUUAUGUGGAAGAGAUCCCAUCUUAUUUUGUAAUGGAAAGGUGGAAAAAGAAUGCUAACAAGUCUGUAGUUUUGAGUUCUGAUCACUUGGAAAUAAAAGAUGACAAGGUCGGGAUAUAAGCCAUGCGAAUUAGUCACUACUGUCGACGAUCAGUUGAGCUAGCAUAAAAGUUAAGGAAAAUCAGUUGAGCUAGCAUAAAAGUUAAGGUAAAUCAGAGAAAGCAUAUGAUGUGGCAAUGGAUUUUCUUAACCAAGAUUUUAAAAAAGUUAAGGAAAUUGAUAUUGUUGAACUUGGAAGAGAACAUGGUAAAGACAUGCAAAAAGACUUAUGCGCUGACGUUGAACCACAAUCAGCUAUAGAUCAGUCAUAUGCUGCUGCUACAGAAGUACCUAACGAUGGUUUAUGUGUCUCCACCUCUACUAAUAUGAUCAUAGGUAACCCACGCAUCUCCCAAACGAAAGGUAGGAAGUCUGAUAAAGAAAAGACAAAUGCAGUAGAAGAUUUGCGCUUCAAGAGUGGUAUAGAACUAUCUAAAGCAACAAAAAAACCUAGAACUUGCAGGUAUUGCAGUUUGCAAGGUGAUGACUCUCGCACAUGCAGAAAAAAGAAGGAUGAUCAGUUAAAUGCUGCUAAUGCUAAUGGAGGUAUGUGAUGACAAGGUCGAUAGGGAUAGUUGGUGUACGAAGGCAGUGCAGGAUAAUGUAACGCUUUGAAGACUGGUCUAUUAUUUUUGUUUCUCAGUCCAGCACUUACAUGGCGGAUUAGUUCCUUACCAUGCGAAAACAUUUGAUUACAUUUUAGUUGUAUUUAAUCGAGGAGGAGACGAGAAUUAUAUAUGUUAAGGACGGCUGCGACACUUGUGUUCAUUUUUAUUUGGUACUGUUUAGAGGAUUCUAUUAUUUAUGGAUUCAAUUUCUAGAGUUCCUGUAAGUUUUUCUUGUUAAUGUUCUAGCACGUCUUUCCUUAUCUUACUUGCGCAGCUCUUCCACUCCAGAACAGAACAUAUCCUUACUGCACUUUAUCUUCACUACGGUCAGAGUUUGGAUGCCUGUGGUAGGCUUUAAGUUCAGCAAAAGUGAGCUCGCAGAACGCCGAUGUAAAACUAACGCUGCAAAACAUACUUUUUCAUCA